GAUGGCGGCGGAGCGGACAGCCGGCUCGCGCACUGACUGACUGACUGACAGACAGACCAGAAGCCUCGCGCGGUCGGACAGCUAACGGUUAAUCUCUGAGACAGAAACAUUGACUAUAAACAUCACCCGUACAGGUCACGUCAUCUUUUUUCGGUACCGACGGUGCAGUGAUGAAACAGCACCGGUAGACGACACCGGGGGAAGUUGUGUGUGUGUGUGUGAGAGGACUAAAUUGCCGUCCAUAAGAAGCGGGGCAGCCGGCGGUAAUGGGAAAUGAUGGAAGACAAAGGCCCUCGUGUAGCCGACUACUUUGUGGUGGCCGGUCUGACAGACCCGUCCAAGCCGUUGGACCAGGAGAUCCACUUUGAUGACAUGUGCCACAAGUCGGCCAAGCCUAAGGCGCCCAUCACUGAUGUCGCCGUGGUGAUCCGCUCCAUGGGCGAGGAGACGCCGCCUGGGUUCACCUGCGUAGAGGAAACCCCAACAGGCCAUUCAGCUGAUCUGAACAAUGGCGGCCUCAUGGUGCCCCAGAUCUUCCUCUGUUACCGGAGAGGUCGCGACAAGCCACCCCUCACUGACCUGGGCGUGCUGUACGAGUGGAAGGAGCGCCUGAAGCCGGGCUGCCAGCUGAUCCAGACCACGCCUUCCGGUCGCCCCGCCAACAUCAGCGGAAACUCCUCCCAGCGCAUCUACGUCACCUACCGCCGGGCCCCUGAGAGCCAGCCACACAGCGCGCUGGCCCUCACCGACAUCUGCAUCAUCGUCCCGAGCAAGGGAGAGACGCCCCCCCACACCUUCUGCAAGGUGGAGAAGAACCUCAACAGCAGCAUGUGGGGCUCCUCUGUCUACCUGUGUUAUAAGAAGUCUGUGGCCAAAACCAACACAAUAGCCUACAAAGCAGGUUUAUUCAGCAGAUAUCCAGAGGAGGACUAUGAGUCAUUCCCUCUGCCAGAGUCUGUCCCUCUCUUCUGCCUUCCCAUGGGGGCCACGAUUGAGUGCUGGCCAGCGAACACCAAAUACUCCCUCCCCGUGUUCUCCACCUUUGUCCUCACCGGAUCCUCUGGAGAGAAGGUGUACGGUGCCGCCAUCCAGUUCUACGAGCCCUUCCCCCAGGUGUGUCUGACUGAUGCACAGCGCUCCCAGCUGGGUCUCCUGAGUCCAGAUCCAGUACAACCAGCCUCCUCCAGCUGUACGGAGACAUCCACCAGCACCACCAGCAGCCCGGCCAAAGCCCAAUGCUCCGUCUACACCAACAAGUGCAUCUGUCUGCUUUCCCACUGGCCCUUCUUCGACGCUUUCCGCAAGUUCCUCACAUUCCUAUAUCGCUACUCCAUCUCCUGCCCUCACGCCCUGCCCAUCGAGAAGCACAUCUCUCAUUUUAUGCACAAAGUUCCCUUCCCUUCCUCUCAGAGGCCUCGCAUCCUGGUGCAGCUUUCCCCUCAUGACAGCCUGAUGUUGAGCCAGCCAGUGUCUUCUCCCUUACCGCUCAGCGGUGGUCGAUUUUCCACGCUGCUCCAGAACCUCGGACCAGAGAACGCCGUCACCCUGCUGGUGUUUGCCGUCACUGAACACAAGAUCCUGGUGCACUCGUUACGCCCCGCCGUGCUGACCAGCGUCACCGAGGCUCUGGUGUCGAUGAUCUUCCCGUUCCACUGGCAGUGCCCGUAUAUUCCUCUGUGCCCACUGGCGCUGGCUGACGUAUUAAGCGCCCCCUGUCCAUUCAUCGUAGGAGUGGACUCCCGCUACUUUGACCUUUAUGACCCCCCACCAGAUGUGAGCUGCGUGGAUCUGGACACAAACACCAUCUUCCACAAUGAAGAUAAGCGAGCCCUCACGUGGAAGAUUCUGCCAAAGAAAGCCUGUAAAAACCUGAUGAAUGUGCUGAGCAAUCUCCACCAGCAGCUGGUCGACGGUCAGCAGCGUCCUGACGGGCUGCUGGAGCUGAGCAUGAAUGAUUUGACAGAGCUGAGCUGUGGUAAGAGCCUCCACACGCUGGAGCUGGAGAUCCAGGAAGCCUUUCUGCGCUUCAUGGCGGCCAUUUUGAAAGGCUACCGCUCAUUCUUGCGACCCAUCACCCAGGCACCUUCUGAGAAAGCGACGGACGCCAGCUCCCUCUUUGACCUGCAAGGGUUCUUAAAGAGCCGGGACCGCUCCCAUCAGAAGUUCUACUCGCUGAUGACCAAAACGCAAAUGUUCAUCCGCUUUAUUGAGGAAUGUUCUUUCGUCAGCGACAAAGACGCCAGUCUGGCCUUCUUCGACGACUGUGUGGACAAACUCUACAAUUCCGAGCGGAGUGCAGACAAAGCAGGCAAGGUGGACGCUGACAGGCCGGAGGAGAGCCGGCUGAUAGAGAUUGAUGAGUCUCAGCGCAGCGAACACACAGUCUUCAUCACGCCUCCAGAGCUGCCCCCCCUGCCUGAGGGGGAGGAACAUCCACUCUGCUACAGGUACGAUGGCUUCCCAGUGUUAACUCUUGACCUGUUUGACCCUGUGGAGGGCCUGCGGACCCCCUCCUCCCGUCUCACUGCCAAGCAAAGCUGUCCCACUAGCCCUGCCCCCAUGUUCAGACGCACCAAGCAGGAGAUCAAAACAGCACAGAAGAUAGCCAAGAAGUACUCGUCCAUCCCUCAGCUGUGGUCCAAGUGCCUGCUCCGUCACUGCUACGGCCUGUGGUUCAUCUGCCUGCCAGCGUACGUCAAGGUGUGCCACUCCAAGGUUCGGGCACUGCGCACAGCCUAUGACGUCCUCAGGAAGAUGCAGGCUAAGAAACUGCAGCCACCUGAUGAGGUCUGUUACCGAGUGCUGAUGCAGCUGUGUGGACAGUACGGCCAACCUGUCCUGGCAGUCAGGGUCCUCUUUGAGAUGAAGAAGGCCGGAGUCCACCCCAACGCAAUCACCUACGGCUACUACAACAAGAUGGCAGCGACCUGGACGCUGUGAGUCACGGCAGCCUGGAUAGCUCUGCCGACACUAACCUGGGCCCCUUCGCCUCUGACUCCACCAAAGUAGACCCCAUUGAUGAUAAAUCUAGCACAGUCGGCCGGGGGGGCGGCAGCGUGGGCGCCAGGGCCCCGGUGGCGCACUCACACUGGGGGGGCUCUGAGCUCAGAGAAGCCACCCACCACCCAGGGGAUCAAUCGGAUCUGGGUUAUAACUCACUGUCCAAGGAGGAGGUCCGGAGAGGAGACCCCGGCGCUCCGGACUCCAAAGAUGACAAGAAAGAGAGCGACUGCAGCUCCUUGUCAGAGACAGAGAGCGCCAAGGGGAGCAAAGACUGCCUCCCUCAGCUGGACAUGGAGCUUCACUCGUCCUUCAAACCCCGCGGCAUUGUGCGCAGCAGCUAUCCGUAUGACGAAGCCUCCUGUAAGCCCAAGAGCUCCGUCAGCGCGGGCCAUGUUGCAGGCCUCCUCUUUUCCUCCUCCCUGGACGACAUCGGUGAGGUCCACGGCAACAGAUUGCUCAGGAAACACAGGAGUGCUCUGGAGGAGGUGGUGGGCAGCGGCUCGGCUCUCGACUGGCAGGGGGGGAGGGGCCGCCAGCUGAGCGGGGACACGGUGGGCAGCAGCGGCACCACUGUCCUGGGCCUGGGGAUGAGCCAGGGGGAAACAGACCCAGAUAAGAUCGCGGGACACAUGGGCGCAGACGUCAAAAUUCUCUCUGGUGCCAAAUUCAGUCAGAGAAAGAGACCUCGUUCGCUGGCUCUGGGUGGGAUAGAGGGGGCGGCUGCUUCCAGAAGUCUUGAUCACGGGGAAGAAGAGGAAGAGGCGGAGGGACAGGACUCCAGUGAUGAGGACAGAGGUAACACAGAGGCCAUUUUUGAUUUGGAGGAUCUGGAUUUAGACAAGCCUGCCACAGGGGCUGGCAUCAGCUCACACAAAUGUAAUAAGAAACCUGUCGGACGCAGCGUGAGCUACGGGGGCGUGAGCUCCAUGACGACCAGAGGAACUGUGAAGCGCACAGAUAUACAGAUGGGCUACGACCCUCUGUCCCUCCUGGUGGCAGAGACACAGUCCGAGGAGCAGUGUGAGGACCGGUACCCAGAGGGGGACGAGGACAGCACUCCCAGCGCCCGAAGGCACCUGGCCAGAGAGAUCGAGCUCUACAUGAACCACAUGGGCAGCCCGCUGAGCAGCAGGACCCCCAGCAUGGACCUGCAGGACUCCGCCAGCCCCCUCCUCCUCCACCCCUCCUCCCUCUCGGCCCCCCGCAGAGCCAGCCUGCCCCACAGCUCCCCCCUCAGGGCUGCUGGGAUGCAGCGCUCCUGCACCUUCCACCCGCCCUCGCCCUCCCAGUCCGUCUCACGCCAGCGCCUGCUCUCGUCCCCCUCCUGCCACAGCUCCAGCACCACCCCCAGCGCCAGCCCCCGCCCCAGCCCCUACAGGGAGAGGACGGACAGGAUGAGCCUGGCAUCGCCUUCCCCCUCCUCUUCCUCUUUCGCUCUGGACACUCUGAUCACACCAACGCUCGAUGUAUUCAAGACCAGCAUGUUCUCCGCUGGGAAGGGUGUGGCAGAGAAGGCCAGCCGCUGGUACUCCCGCCUCUCCACAUACACAACGCCUACCAAGGACGGUCACAGUGACCGCCUGAGUAUUUCCUCCCUUGGCUUGGGAGAUCCAGACUGCGCCUCGCUGCUGGAUGACGAGGACUGUGAUGGCUCCUUGAUCUCUCCACAGAGGAACGGCCCCUCAGGGCCCCGCAAGAGCCCCCGACGCAGCCCCCUGCGCAGCACACAGCACAGCCCCUCUGCCGGCCACAGCCUGGGCAGACCCACAUCUCUGUUCCCUGGAUGUGUGCUCUCCCCCCCCGGCUUCCCUCUGCCAGACAGGUCGGACCUCGGCUCUUCACGCUACACCAGCAGCACCAGCAUCUUCAACAACUACGCCAUGGAGCUGCUGAUCUCCAGCUGUUCCCGCUGUAAGACGUGCGACUGCCUGGUGUACGAUGAGGAGAUCAUGGCCGGCUGGACUGCGGACGACUCCAACCUGAACACCACCUGCCCCUUCUGUGGGAACCCCUUCCUGCCCUUCCUCAACGUGGAGCUCAGGGACAUGCGAGGCCCCGGCAGGCUUUUUCUGAAGGGCAGCCCGUCGGUGGACGAGGAGAUGACCUCGUCGUACUCCACCUCCACGGGUUUGGACACGGGGACGUCCACCUUGUCCACCCCGUGUCCUAAAACAGCUGCCUUUCCUCCCUCCCCUGGGAUCGCUGUCCAGGAGUGCGCCGGGAGUGGAAGGACUCCAUCGACUAAUGCUGAAGGUAUCAACAUCCCGUCUGACCAGCGGCAGGAGGGUCCGUCCCCCGGGGGGCACAUGGCCCGCAGCAUCAGCACCUUCUGUCCCCAGGACGGAGCACCAACAAUUAACCACCGUUUGCCGACGUCAGGCAGCCUGCCCAGCCGUCUGAAUGAAGCCACAGACCCGCUGAAUAUGGAGUGGCGGCUCCACAACCCUGAGCCGGUGACGGUGCCCUACCUGAGCCCGCUGGUGCUGUGGAAGGAGCUGGAGAGCCUGCUGGAGAACGAGGGCGACUCGGUGAUCACCGAGGCCGACAUGGUGGACCAGCAUCCCAUUAUCUACUGGAACCUGGUCUGGUACUUCAGGCGCCUGGACCUGCCCAGCAACCUGCCCGGACUCAUGCUCACCUCGGAGCACUGCAACAGAGGCUCCCAGGUUCCUCGUCACUGGAUGUCGGAGGACAGUAAACACGUGUUGAUCCAGAUCCUGUGGGACAACCUGAAGCUGCACCAGGACUCCAUCCAGCCUCUCUACAUCCUCUGGAACACAUUCAACGUGGGGUACCCUCUGUCCCGGCCAGUCCCGGAGGAGGAGAGGCCGUUCAGCGAAGAGCUGCUGCAGAGCGUGGUGAGGAGCAUCCAGAGGAACGACCUGAGCCGGCCCAUGGCCCAGCUGCUGCAGCUGCUGGGCACCACGCUGGGGGUCAAACGGCAGAGGAGUUUGUACAGAGACAUCCUCUUCCUCUCCCUGGUGGCUCUGGGAAAAGAUAACAUCGAUAUUGACGCAUUUGAUCGAGAGUACAAGCUGGCGUACGACCGCCUCCUGCCGAGCGUAGUGAAGCUGACCCACAACUGUGACCGCCCCCCCAGCACGGGGGUCAUGGAGUGCCGCAGGACCUUUGGGGAGCCUUACCUGUAAACACACACACAUACACACACACACACACACCAGGAUGAACUCUCCUCACCCCACAUCAUCGCUUUAAGACGAGCUCAGGAAACCUGUUGGAGACUGUGAAUGUUUUUGAAACUCUGCGAGGGAUCAUAAAGAUAGUCAGCGUCACGUUGCCUGAAACUAAAAACAGUUUGACAAACUCUAUCUCUUUAACUGAAGGAAAGACCACUCGCCCCGCUCAUCAACAAGUUCAUGCCGUUUGUAGACUGUAAAUACACAGCAGUAGAGGAAUUCUUUUAAAAUGCAUUUAUAUUGUGUAGUCAUACAGCAUAUGAAGACUAAUCAGCAAUAUUUUAACUUGAACUCUAUUUAUACAAAGUAAGCUUUAUUUAUUGUAGUGUCUUGUUUUUGUCUGGCCUUUAAAGCUUUAUCGUUGCCGUCGGGCGUUUCUUGCCUCGCAGUUUAAAACGUGGCAGAAUGGAUUUAGUGUUUAUAAUUGAUGAUUAGGAGGAAAGUAAAAAUUACUGCUGGAAAAAUUCGCAAAUUCAUAGAAAAAGAAUCCGAGGAUUUGGGCCGCUGUGAAAGGGUUAGCAGUGGGCUCUAAAAAGACAUCUUGAAAAGCGUAAUUCACAAAUGAUAAUUCAACAUAAUUCAGAAAAAUGAUGAACCGCUUUAUAAACUGACUGAUAACCAGUCGUUAGUUGCGGCCCUAAUUUAAAUGUUUAAAAUCCACUUUUUUAAAUCUGCCUUUAAUGUCGGUCCAGGGUCUGAAGACAAACGUUCACUUUGCUUCUCAAACCAGUUUCUCUACGUCUCUAUGUGUGACUUCAUUCCUCAACACAUUUAGUUUGUUUACACACCUGUCUUUAACUUUAUCAAAAAAAAGUUUUCGUCUAGAUCAGGGGUGUCCAAACUACGGCCCGGGAGCUAUUUAUAAUGGGCCCUCAGUAAAUUCUUAAAGUAUGAUGGAAUAUGGCCUCUUGUGAGUUGCCCGGCCCUUCGUAUAUCUUUCUCUAUGUGGCCCUCGGUGAAACAUGUUUGGACACCGCUGGCUUAGCUAUUGAGUUUACUUCACCGGUGGAGCCCUACUGGACAUAUCAGUAUAGUACUGCUCAUCAUGUGUGUACUAAACGUGCCGGCUGUUCAGAUGAAUUCACUGACUCACCUCCUCAUACAGAAGCUGCUCUGAACCCAACUGGUGUGUCAGCAUAUCCUCUAUCCUGUAAGGAAACACUUUUGGAUACACAUUCUGUCAGCCAUGUUGGAGGUUUACUGUUCUUCAAGUCGCAUAACGUCUUGAGUUUCAUUUUGUAUCAUUAUGAUAUCUCACACCACUACAACAGAAGACAAGAGCACGUUUUUGCAGAACGUCCCAAAAACUUUAUUCGGAGGUUGUUUGUUGGUAAAACCCAGAAGAAGAAGCUUUAUAAAUAUAUAAUAUUUUGAAUUUACAUGCACUUAACCAGCCACUGAAUGUUCAGCCUGUGACGGUGAAUGACUUACAUCUGCUCCUCACUCACUGAGGGCUCACACAGCCUGAGGAGCUCCGAGAUGUGUUUGAGUGUUGCACCUGAAGGUGGACUCUGGUUUCUGAAUUUUUGGAGAUUUUAUGAUUGUCAUUGAUUUGUGUUUUUAUAUAAAACCAAAAAUGGAUCCUCAUAUCAUGCCCAAAGGAAAUGCUAAUGAGGCAGACAGGACUUAAUGUUUGCUGCUAGUGCUACAUGUGUACGUGAACCACUUUGACAAUGUUUCUAGAACCCACUGUCUCAAACAUGAUGCUGUCACUCUGUAGUUAAUCCUCCAUUCGAAUGCAUCACAACUGCAGAAAUGUCAAAAUUGAAACUUCAUCAACUUCCACCCCACCCCCCACUGUUUUCUUUAAAAAAACGAUUUUGAUUCAAUGAACUAAAAGGCAUUUAAUAUUCUGUUCAAUGUGUCCUCUGAGGGGUGGAUAUCUGUGAUGUAUGAACAGUUCCAUUUAACAUGAAGUAUUUAAUGACAAAUAAUGUUACAUGAUGAAGUUUAGAAAAUAACAAACGUCUUUGUACACAUCUGCAUUUUUAAAGCUCAUGUUCUGACUGUAUUUCUAUAAAAAAUAAUGGAGAGGAGACACAUUUUAGACACGUUAUUAAAGUUUUAAAAGGAUUCUGUGAGGGGAAAUGAUAUCAAAUACAUUAUGAACUGGAUCCAAGCCGGAGAUGAACUACAUUUGUUAAUGUUUUCUGAAUGUUAAUCUAAAUGACUUGCCAUGGUUGAAGGAGGACCCUCGAGUCUAAACUCUUGACGGUCUCAUGAAUGUCAACCAUGUGUGUGAUCUGUGGAAAACUAACUGGAAGUUGCACUUUUCCUCUGGAGAGUGAGCGGAGAGGACUGCGAUGUCAGCUGCUGGAAAGAAAAAAGCUGCCAUCCAUCUGUGGAUAUUUGUCGUGUUUAAAGCUGUACAAAGUGAAUGAUUUUGCAGGAUCUGGGGCCAUGUACAUUUUUGAAUUGUUAGCCCUUUGUAGAAAUCACAUUUUAUAACAUGUGGUGGCGGUUCUGUACAGCAACCAGAUCCACAGACUGUUUAUCUGUAAAUAAAAUCACUUACACUCAU
Gymnodraco acuticeps is the source of this 8721-nucleotide messenger RNA. RefSeq names its product C-myc promoter-binding protein-like. Gene Ontology annotation, molecular function: protein binding. Gene Ontology annotation, biological process: regulation of Rab protein signal transduction. Lineage: Eukaryota; Metazoa; Chordata; Actinopteri; Perciformes; Bathydraconidae. The record is from RefSeq and is a predicted model, not a curated record. Gene Ontology annotation, cellular component: cytoplasmic vesicle.